This is a messenger RNA of Centropristis striata (black sea bass), 3847 nucleotides long. It is a transcript of the gene apol1, whose product is annotated as apolipoprotein L, 1. Gene Ontology annotation, molecular function: lipid binding. The transcript is spliced from 39 exons. The coding region runs from base 208 to 3516 and encodes 1102 amino acids. The record is from RefSeq and is a predicted model, not a curated record. Lineage: Eukaryota; Metazoa; Chordata; Actinopteri; Perciformes; Serranidae. Gene Ontology annotation, cellular component: membrane; extracellular region. Gene Ontology annotation, biological process: lipoprotein metabolic process; lipid transport.
GUGUCUGAUCUCAAGCCUGUUUGUUUUUCCUUUUUUUCUCUGUCAUUAUUUUCACCGCGGAGGGAGGAUCUUUCACUGCUCAGCUUCAGCGAGUGGAAACAGCCGACAGUGUAACACGGGGACGGACAGAAACUCUCGAUCAAUACCAGCAUCGAUUAACCAUCGGAAUAACCUAACACUAAACAAGGGCAGGCGUGGGGAGCUUCAAUGGAUCGAUACGAUAACCUGGAUCUGGAUCUGGAGUGUGAGGGGGGAGGCGUUGCUCAAAAAGCAGCAUUAUUUGGUGGGAUGUUCAAAAAACCCUCCAAGUCUGCAGAACCACUUCCACAAGCACAGGACAGUUUAUCAGUCAGCAGUGAACUUUCGAAGAGCAAUGAUAGUCUUACCGACAGCAGCAACAAGGAGAAAGGAAGCGUAUUUAAAGGAAUGUUUAAGAAGACGACGAAAACUGCCAAAGAGGGACAGCCACAGGCCUCCCUCUCGGUACAAAAUCCUGAACUGUCUGGCAGUAGUGACAGUUUAACAGACAAGUCCUCAAAGGAAAAAUCAGGUAUGUUUGGUGGAAUACUGAAACGAACUAAACCAGGACAUGUCCGCAGGCCUUCACAGGAUCUUUUGGACAUCGAGCUCACAGACACUAAUGACACCACAACUAAGGCCUCCCUCUCAGUACAAAAUCCUGAACUGUCUGGCAGCAGUGACAGCUUAACAGACAACAAGUCCUCAAAGGAAAAAUCAGGCGUGUUUGGUGGAAUACUGAAACGAUCUAAACCAGGACAUGUCCGGAGGCCUUCACAGGAUCUUUUGGACAUCGAGCUCACAGACACUAAUGACACCAACACUAAGGAGACAGGUGGGAUGUUCAGUGGCAUGUUUAAAAAACCUGCCAAGCCUUUUGGAGCGAGGACACAAUCUCAGGAGGAUUUGUCUGCAUCCAGCGAGAUCUCAGGCAGCAACGACAAUCUUUCUGUGAAUAGCAACACUAAGGAGACCGGAGGGAUGUUCAGUGGAAUGUUUAAAAAAUCCCCAAAGCCUUAUGCAAGAGCACAGUCUCAGGAGGAUUUGUCUGCAUCCAGCGAGCUCUCAGGCAGCAAAGACAGUCUUUCUGUGAAUAGCAACACUAAGGAGACAGGAGGGGUGUUCAGUGGGAUGUUUAAAAAAUCCCCAAAGCCUUUUGGAGCGAGGACACAAUCUCAGGAGGAUUUGUCUGCAUCCAGCGAGCUCUCGGGCAGCAAAGACAAUCUUUCUGUGAAUAGCAACACUAAGGAGACAGGAGGGAUGUUCAGUGGGAUGUUUAAAAAAUCACCAAAGCCAAGGACACAAUCUCAGGAUGAUUUGUCUGAACCCAGCGAGCUCUCAGGCAGCAACGACAAUCUGUCUGAGAACACUAAGGAGAAAGGAGGAAUAUUUAGUGGUGUGUUCAGAAAGAAAAUGGCCAAAUCUCAAUCUCAGGAGGAUUUGUCUAUGGAUGUUGAACUUUCUGCCAGCAGUGACAGUCUUGCAGAGAAGUCUUCAAAAGGCGGAGUGGGAGCGAAGAUCCUAAAGAAUCCUUUCACCUCAUCUCAGGAUAAGGAGAAGAUUGAACCUUCAGGAGACUCAAAAGAGAAUACCUCUACCACAGAGAAGCCCAAAGCCAAGCAGAAUGGUUUUAGUGCGAUGAUGAAGAGCACGUUCUACACUGAUAAACAGAAAAAGGACUCUGACUCUGACUCAGAGGAGACAUUGGACAAAGGAGACAGCCAGCACAGUCACAAACAGAGUAAACUUUCUGACGCGAUGGAAAAGCUCAACCCAUUUCGAUCCGCACAGAAACAUGACAAGCAGAGCAGCUCAGAUGACGAGGAGGAUCCACCUGCGAGUGAGAAGUCCUCAAGCAACAUACAGAAGGACACUGAAGACACAGAGACGCUCAAGGAGAACGCGAAACAAGUGGAAGAGAAACCGAAACCGCGUGAGAGGAAGAACAGAAGUGAAACUCCAACGGUCCCACCCAGACCAUCUAAGGAGGAGAUGAAGAGGACCUCCACGUACGACAAAGCAAAAACAGGAGAUACUGAGGAUAAUCAGAGCCGAUCAGAUGAUGAAGGCCUCAACGAUGAAGUGAAGCCAACAGAGAGCAAAACAACCAAGGCGAAAAAACAAGAGCGCCAUAAUCCCUUUAUGUCAGCUGCUGGAGCCAAGGCUCAGUCUGAUGAUGAAGGGCUGGAAGAAGAAGACAAUUCUUCAUCCAAAGAGGAAAAUAAAGACAAGGAUGGCACUGACAAAACAGAGGCCAAAGUCAAGAAACCUAAGAAACACAAUCCCUUCAUGCCUCGGGUCAAGGGAAAAGUUAAACAAAAGAGAGAGCAGGAUGGAGCUCAAGGCAACGCAGCAGAGAAUGAAGGUGGAAAUAGAACCUUGUUUGACCAGCUGGAAGACUUCCGCAUUGACCCUGCAAGACCUGAAGAUGAACGGGAUGUGGAGGACCUUAUGGAAUGGUGGAACACAGUGGAGUCUUGGGAGGACACGCCUCAAGAUGAGGACAUGACAGAAAAAGAAGAGGCCAAGGCGUUCGCUGUGACCGCAGACAAGGUGCAGAAGGGCAUCCGUGUCUUCAACAAACUGUUCUCAGAGCGCGCUGAGAGCCUGUGGCAGCACGUCAUCGACCUCAACACCAUGGCAGACGGCCUGGACAAGUUCAGCAAGAACACAAAGAUCGCUCAGAUCACCGGGGGUUCCACUAGUGCCAUCGGGGGCGUGUGCACCAUCACCGGCCUCGCUCUGGCCCCGGUCACCAUGGGAGUGUCCUUGAUUGUGACGGCGGUGGGAUUGGGCGUCGCCACGGCGGGCGGUCUGACAUCAGCAGGCGCCGGCAUCUCCAACCAGGUCAACAACUCGAUGGACCGCAAGAAGGUGGAGAAGAUUGUGCAGGAUUAUCAGGAAAAGAUGGUCGACCUCAACAAGUGCCUGAAAUUCGUCAAGCAGGGUAUCGAGAACCUGAAGAAGUUCGAUCUGAUCAAGAUGAAAAAGCACGCCUACAACCGUGACUUCCCCGUGCUCAGUAGUAGCUUCUACGAGGACGGCGCCAUGGCAGGAAAGGCGAUCCUCAUCAACGCUAACGAGAUCAUGCGUGUGGUGCAGAUCGCCAACGUGGCGGGCAGCACAGCAGCCAGAGCGGUCCAGAUCGCCAGCAUGGCCACUGGCGUGCUCACCGGACUCUUUGUAGGAAUGGACAUCUACUUUGUGGCCAAAGACUCCAAAGAACUGAAGAAAGGGGCCAAGUCGGAGUUCGCUGCCAAAAUCAGGGAGGUGGCGACGCAGCUGCACGAUGGUUUGGUGGAGCUCAACGGGAUCCGAGAGGAGCUGCAGGCAACCGCACCAGACAACAACAACGCAGACACUAAUACGGCUCCUUCAGACGGUGACAAGAAAGAGAAAGAGAAAGAGUACAAAUACGACUCAAGCUCAAGUGAAGAUGAAAUCGACCGCAUUAAGAAAGCCAUUAAAAAGGACUAUGAGAACAGAGAAUAUGUCUGACAGAAACUUAGAAACCAGAGAAGGCCUUAAACUGUCUAAAAGCUUUAAUUAUGAAGUUUCAGAGGGAAGAUUCAAGAAUUGUCAGACUCCCAGAAUAAGUAGCAGCUCAAAACUUCAGCAUAAUGCAACAUUGUUAGCAUCUAUGAGGUGGCUGGUGCUCAUUUCUUAAAAUAUAAAACAAAAACCCAGGCCUUUUCUUGAAUAAGAAAUACUCUAGUUUCUGAAACUUUUUGACUUUUCUUUUAAGAAUUUGACUUCUUGAUUCUAAACACCAUAAACACUACUGAGAGGACCUGAGGCUUCUUGGUACAUAAAGUAUCAUAUCUGCUUC